AUGGAUGCCAAAGAUAUCACCUUCCACAACCAGGCGGCGUCACCCUUCUUCCGACUUCCACCCGAGAUCCGCAACCAUAUCUAUACUCUGGUCUUCCGGAGCGACAUAGUCUCAGUGUACCCGCAUCCCCACCGUGUUACAUUCUGCAUUCGAAAACACCCCGACAUGGAGGACACCAAUGAGCCACACCCUGAGCACAGUGAGAACGAGCUGCAAGAGCCUUAUGUCUUCCAAUACACUUGCCGCCAGAUCUUUCACGAAGCUGGAGACCUGUACUUUGCGCUCAACACAUUCGAACUCCGCGAGAAGAGGCCCCACAAGUUCAGUGAAAGCCAUCUUGCACUUCCAUGCUUGGCUCGUAUCCGAAAUGCCCGUAUCAGCGUCACCACUUGCACUGCAUACAUGCCUGACGGCAACCUGAGGCUUGGAGGAGUACAGGCCCGUAAGGUGAGACUCCUCGGUAUGCUGAAGGGGUUGACCAAGGUCAUGGUCACUAUCUGGUCUUGCCAUCCGAGCGGUUACACCAAGGAAGAAAAAUUUGCUGAGGUCAAACGUGUUUUCGAGACCGAGAGGAGAGGACAAGCUGUGAAGUUUGUUCUCGAAUAG
Molecule: messenger RNA, 606 nt
Organism: Macroventuria anomochaeta
Lineage: Eukaryota; Fungi; Ascomycota; Dothideomycetes; Pleosporales; Didymellaceae
Exons: 2
Coding region: 1-606 (201 amino acids)
Source: RefSeq, a predicted model, not a curated record